Messenger RNA from Dujonia railenensis, 1152 nucleotides. NCBI's taxonomy places the organism in Eukaryota, Fungi, Ascomycota, Pichiomycetes, Serinales, Debaryomycetaceae. The record is from the annotation of a GenBank genome assembly.
AUGUUGAGAUCUAUUAAGCCAUCCGCUGGUCCACUUUUGCGCGGUUCAAGAUCCAUAUACACUUCAGUGUUGGACUCGGACGUAAACAUUACUAGAAAUGGGAAGGUAAACCAGGCCGUAGGUGCAGGAGGACGUUCAUCCAGAACUGGCUACACUGCCACUGUUUUCGGGGCCACUGGGUUUUUGGGUCGUUACUUGACAUCUAAAUUGGCCAGACACGGUACCAUCACAAUUGUGCCAUUCAGAGAUGCCAUGAGCAAGAGAUUCUUAAAAGUCACCGGUGACUUGGGGGUUGUAAACUUCGUUGAGAUCGAUGCCAGAAACCUCCAAUCCAUUCAAGAUUCCGUUGCACACUCUGAUAUAGUGUUCAACUGUAUCGGUGCAGACUACAAUACGAAGAACUUUUCAAUGGCCGAUGUGAACAUUGGUUUAACUGAGAGAAUCACCCAGGCUGUGAAGGAUGCUGGUGUACCCAGAUUAGUUCACGUCUCUUCGUACAACGCCAACCCGGAAAGUGACUCUGUAUUCUAUGCCACCAAGGGUGUUGGUGAACAAGUGGUUAGAUCCAUUGUUCCAGAUGCCACUAUUGUAAGGCCAGCCCCAAUGUUUGGUCGUGAAGAUCAAUUAUUGAACUACUUGGGACCAAAGUUGAAGAUGUGGACUCCAAAUAGAAACGCAAAGGAAAUUUACCCAGUUCACGUCACUGAUGUUGCCCGUGGUUUAGAGGCCAUUGGCUUUGACGAUUCCACUGUUGGCCAAACCUUUGAAUUAUACGGCCCAGAAAAGAUGUCCUUUUUGGAAAUUAGACAAAUGAUUGCUGGUAUCACUCAAGAUUACUCACAAGUUGGUCCAAUAGAUUAUAGAUUUGCUGAUUACCAAAUCCCUCUUCAAUUUGCCAAAUUAGUUGCUGAAAUUAAACAAUUAGCUUGGUGGAAAAUGACCAACCCAGAUCAAAUCCAAAGACACAUCAUUGACCAAACUAUUGAUCCUAAUGCAAAGACUUUCAAAGACCUUGGAAUCACUGAAAUUGACCAAUUGGCCAAUGUCUUGUUCACUUAUGUUAAACAAUGGAGACAUCCGUUGAUCCAUCAAAUGACUCCUCCAUCAGCCAAGGAAUUGAAGAGAUUGAGAGAAAUCCAACAUUUCUACUAA